CAGUGGAAAGACUUGUUGGCCUGUUCUUCACUGGCUUGUGGGACAGCACUUCCAAUUUGGCAAUGGAUCAGAAGGACUGAAGAGCACUUUGGCUCCCACCAAUGUUUCUUAGAGCUGCUAAAACAGGACCAAUGAAGAUGUUCACCAGACUCCAAGUCCUUGCGCUAGCUUUAUUUUCGAAAGGAGUGUUCCUUUCUCUAAGCGACCACAGCUUUGUACGGAAGGAAAUUAAGAUAGAAGGAGACCUGGUCUUAGGUGGCUUAUUCCCAAUCAACGAAAAAGGCACUGGGAUAGAAGAAUGUGGGAGAAUCAAUGAAGACAGAGGCAUCCAGCGCUUGGAGGCGAUGUUGUUUGCCAUUGAUGAAAUCAACAGAGACAACUACUUACUGCCAGGAAUUAAGCUUGGAGUUCACAUCUUGGACACAUGUUCCAGGGAUACGUAUGCCUUAGAACAGUCUUUGGAGUUCGUCAGGGCAUCUUUGACUAAAGUGGAUGAAACAGAGUAUAUGUGCCCUGAUGGCUCAUAUGCCAUUCAAGAGAAUUUACCAUUACUCAUUGCAGGAGUCAUAGGCGGUUCCUAUAGCAGUGUCUCCAUACAGGUGGCAAAUUUGCUGAGACUCUUCCAGAUCCCCCAGAUAAGCUAUGCCUCCACCAGUGCCAAGCUGAGUGACAAAUCCCGCUAUGACUAUUUUGCGCGGACAGUGCCCCCUGACUUUUACCAAGCAAAAGCAAUGGCUGAAAUCUUACGGUACUUCAACUGGACUUAUGUGUCAACAGUUGCUUCAGAGGGAGACUAUGGGGAGACAGGGAUCGAAGCCUUUGAGCAGGAAGCUCGCCUCCGCAACAUCUGCAUAGCCACCUCCGAGAAAGUGGGCAGGUCCAACAUCAGGAAGUCCUACGAUGGCGUGAUCAGAGAGCUGCUCCAGAAACCCAACGCCAGAGUGGUGGUGCUCUUCAUGAGAGGUGAUGACUCUCGGGAGCUCAUUGCAGCUGCCAACCGCUUCAACGUUUCCUUUACCUGGAUUGCCAGUGAUGGAUGGGGAGCUCAAGAGAGUAUUGUCAAGGGCAAUGAGCACAUAGCUUCUGGGGCAAUAACCUUGGAACUUGCUUCCCAUCCAGUUAAAGAGUUUGACAGGUAUUUCCAAAGCCUCAGCCCCUACAAUAACAGACGCAAUCCCUGGUUCAAGGACUUCUGGGAGCAAAAAUUCCAGUGUAAUCUCCAGAACCGAAAACCACAUAAAAAGGCUUGUGACAAGCACUUCACCAUCAACAGUUCCAACUAUGAGCAAGAAUCCAAGAUCAUGUUUGUUGUGAAUGCUGUGUAUGCAAUGGCCCAUGCCUUGCAUAAAAUGCAGCGGACUCUGUGUCCAAACACCACCAAACUCUGUGAUGCCAUGAAGCAUCUGGAUGGAAGGAAGCUGUACAAAGAUUAUCUCCUGAAAGUAAACUUUACAG
This is a messenger RNA of Balearica regulorum gibbericeps (East African grey crowned-crane), 1455 nucleotides long. The record is from RefSeq and is a predicted model, not a curated record. NCBI's taxonomy places the organism in Eukaryota, Metazoa, Chordata, Aves, Gruiformes, Gruidae.